Molecule: messenger RNA, 3847 nt
Organism: Impatiens glandulifera
Lineage: Eukaryota; Viridiplantae; Streptophyta; Magnoliopsida; Ericales; Balsaminaceae
Exons: 4
Coding region: 357-3608 (1083 amino acids)
Source: RefSeq, a predicted model, not a curated record
UGCUGUUUUCCUCUAGUCUAAUAUCUUUCUCUUUCUCUUUAUUUUGGUUUGACAGGUGCCCCCAUUUUCUUCCUCAUUUUCUCUUCUCUUCUCUUCCUUCUUCUCUAUCAAAGCAAAAGUUCUUCAUCUGCCUCAGUGAAAACACAACACAAACAAACAAUCAAACAACAGCUUAAUGAUAUGAAGGCGGGCAAACAGUUUGAUGUGGGUUUUGCUUGAUUAAAGCUAUUUAGUUGAAUUUUGGCCAGAUAUUCAUGUUAUGCUGAAGCAUAAGUUUAGAAGGGAUAGCUGUGGAGAAGAAGAAGUUCUUGUGACUGUUGGAGAAACAGCACAAGAAGGGAGAAAACAAUCUGCAGAUGUUAUCCAUUCAAAAUUCUUCACCACUCAUUCCUCAAUUAGAAAUUUCCGGUCUUAAAAGCAGUGAUGAGACGCUUGUUCCUUCUUCUUCUUCCACCUCCUUUGAUAAUAACAAAGUUGUUUCCAUCCCAGAUGAACAUGUAUUGACCAAGGGCCCAACAAUUAACAAAUUCUCUAUAAGGGAUUACGUUUUCAAAUCUCGGAGCAAGGAUAUCAAGAAUAGUUGGCCAUUUUCAGAGAAAAGUUUGCAGAUUUGCUUGAAGAAUGAUGUCAAACAUCUGUUGCCACCUUUCCAAUCUUUUGAUUCCAUGAAAAAUCAUUAUAAUAGCCGCUUUGAUGAAGAAGAUGAAGUAGUAAUAGUAAAUAAUGAUAGUCAUCAACAAGAAGAGACUCCUAUAUUUCCUAUUCCAUGCAGUUCAUCUGUAAUUAUCAACAAACCCGAGAAUACCCUUCAACCUCCUCCUCCUCCUCCAGUUAAGAAGUGUAGGGUUGUUAAUCGUCUUGAUCCGAACUCAAAGGAAUUGGUAGAUACUAUGAAUUUUGCUGAUCAUGCAAUGGUUUCCAAAAUUUGCCCGGUUUGUAAGAUUUUCUCUUCGUCUUCAAACACAACCUUGAAUGCUCAUAUCGAUCAAUGUCUUUCCACUGAAUCAUCAAACGACAAGCUGGCAACGUCAGAUCCUAGGCCACCACCACCACCGACGACUUCCAAGAACAAAAUAAAGCCUAGGAAGAUGAGAUUGAUGGUUGAUAUCUAUGUCACUGCCAGACAUUGUACUUUGGAAGAGUUGGAUAGGAGAAACGGAACUAGCUGGGCCACGAGGCCCAUGCCCAUUCGAGAGGAAGCCAUCGACAAGUCUCAUCAUAAGGAGGAGAAGCUUUCGGUUUCUAAGGCUGUUGUUCAGAAAGAUAAUAACAGUGAUGAUGGUGAAGUUUACAUUGAUGCCAAUGGCACGAAACUGAGGAUUCUAUCGAAAUCUGAUGAUAAACCGGUUGAGGGUUCUACUACCAACAAGAUUUUGCCAGGUAGUAAGAAAAGGCUUCAUCAUCGUCAUCAUCAUAUGCAGAAGCUCCAAAAACCUUUGAAACUUGCUGAUCCUCAGAGCAAAAAGGCCAGCUUUCCCAAGUCUUCAAAUAAUCUAGAGAUUCCUAGAGAUCCCGAAAUGAAUUUCACAUCCAGGAAAAGUUGCAAUGUUUCUGAAAAAACGGAGAAGUCAUUUAAAGCACAGCAACAUAAGAAAGACCGCGAUUUCACACCAAUAAAGAAAUGGGCAUGUGCUAAACGCACCAAUUUCUUUAACAGGACUGCCAGAAAAGAAGACUCUCCUCAGAAGCUAGGUCUCGAAUGUCAUUCCUCAGAUGGUCCAGUCAUGGAAAAUAGUUUUUCCAAUAAAAGGAUUCGGAACUCGUUUGAGAGUAUUACUCCAUUUUCAUCUCCUGAAAGCAGUGAAAGAAUGGAGAAGACUUGUGAUAAAGUGAAACAACCAUUAAACCGAAUCAGUUCCUUUCACGGUGGCCUCAAAGGAGGCGAUACUCAUGAAAUCGACAAUGCUGGUGAUGGUCAGCCGAAUGAAUUAGCUCUUGAUCUUCAUCGUUCUUCUUCGGAAAAAUCCAAGAAGUUCUCCUCUUUGCGUUCUGAAGACAACAAUAGCGCAAAAAGAAAAAUUCUUGUAAAGAAGAGGAGGAGAGUUGCAUCCAACAGUGGAGAAGAACUAGAAGGAAUUCACAUUCCUUCUCCCCAAACCAUUGGAUCUUUGUCGGGUAAUUUUCACAAAGAAGGGAAUCCUCAAACUAGUUUGAGCAACUCAUUGGUCAAUCCUUUGUGCCUGUUGGAAGAUAAUAUGAGCGAUGAUCAUGAUCAUGAUCUGUAUAAUGCAAAUCAUGAAAUGGGUAAUCCUUUGAUAUUGGAUCUGGAAGAGGUUGAUCAUGAUCAUGAUCGGGUAAUUACAGGAAACGAAAGUAGUAAUUACUUCCAUGGUGUCGAUCCUAUACCUAUUCCCGGACCUCCUGGGUCGUUUCUACCCAGUCCAAGCCCGAUGGAUCAUAUGGGUGGGACGGAUGAACUUCACGGGAAUAAUUCGUCGCUAACUAACAGCAGUCUACCCGAAUCUUGUGAAAAUCAGUACCUUGAUAAUCAUGAUCAUGUUGAUAACGUCAGAGAUUCAUCGGAUUCUCCAACUUCUCUAGCAUCAACCAUCUCUAGCAGAGAAAACUUUUCAAAGGUUAAUCCUCCUGAUGCGACAAAUAAUAUUAUUCAUUCAGAGAAAUUAGCCGAUCAAUUAUGCUGCUGCGCUGCUAGGAAAGAUCAGGACGUUAUAUGGAAACAGAUGACGAGUGAAGAUCCAAACAGAAAUAGGCUAGAUCAUGGUAUCCAUGGCCCUGAUCAUGAAUCUUUGAAAAACCUCAAACUUGAUCCUGACCUAAUAAUAAAGUUCCCCAUCAAUGGUGAAUGCAGUACUUCUUCUGUAAGUCCAUCAUCCCCGAAUCCAGUUCUCAGGCUAAUGGGAAAGAAUCUGAUGGUAGUGAACAAAGAUGAUAAUAGUUCAAUGCAGCAGCAACAACAAUAUCGUCCACAAUGGACGUCAGAUUCGAUUAAUCCGAUUCAACAACAGCUGGCUGUCAACACCAAUAAUCACAUGGCAUAUCAACAAGCAGCACCCGUCUUUAAUUUAAGUUCUGAAUACAAUCGGGUCGAGAAUCAUCAACCUUUUGAUCAUGUCCGAUCUUAUAAUAAUAGUGGGUUUGAUAACUCAAUAUCUCAUUUGGUCGGUUCAUAUAAUUUUGUAAACGACCCACCAUUCAGGAGACCGACUCCUUCUGCUGCUGCUGCUUCUGCUUAUCAUCAUGAUCCCAUGAAGGAGAUAAUUGUCAUUGACGACACGCCUGAAACUACUAAAACUGACUCGGAUUCCGACGUAUUAAUGGGUGGGAGUGGAACGAGACAGAACUGGGUGAGGCCAAUGGUACCUGCAAACAAUACUAAUAUGAGUUCAAGGGAGAAGAUCCUCCCGUUUUAUAGGUAUCAUCAUCAUCAAACCCAGAAUUCAGGUCUUCCUUAUGGUGGAAUAUUGCCGUCAACACCUACUAAUGGUAGCUUCCAAAUGCCUAUGACGAGGUUGAACCGCAACUCAGAGGGAUCAUCGAAUUCGAAUAUGCAGACUGCUCAGAUCAAUCCUAAUUUAGUGGCUGCUACUACUCUACCUUCUGCAAGUCAUCCUGGAGGAAUGUUAUACUAUUCUCGCGGGUUUUCAUAGGAUCGUCGAUCGAGGAGAAGGAAGGAUAUUGUGCAUUGAAAACAAGUACUAGGGUUUUCCAAAUCUGAUGACAAGAUAUAGAGAUGAACGUGGGACAUGAUCAUAUGAAGUGUUGUUUUUUUUUAAGGCUUUUUCAGAUAUCGUCGCGAGAACUAAUAUUAUUAUAUAAGUAGUAGCAAAACUUUUGAACAAUAAUAAUAAGUUGGACUGAUGAUGAUGAAGUGAAGUCCUCUUUUGAU